Rhinopithecus roxellana (golden snub-nosed monkey) is the source of this 1290-nucleotide messenger RNA. RefSeq names its product double homeobox protein 4C-like. The record is from RefSeq and is a predicted model, not a curated record. NCBI's taxonomy places the organism in Eukaryota, Metazoa, Chordata, Mammalia, Primates, Cercopithecidae. Gene Ontology annotation, molecular function: DNA binding.
CCAGGCCUCCCCGCGAUGGCUCUCCCGACACCUGCCCACGGCGCCCUCCCGGCGGAAGCCCGAGGACGAGGACGGCGAAGGAGGCUCGUUUGGACCCCGAGCCAAAGGGAGGCCCUGCGAGCCUGCUUUGAGCGGAACCCGUACCCGGGCAUCGCCACCAGGGAAGAGCUGGCCCGGGCCAUCGGCAUUCCGGAGCCAAGGGUCCAGAUUUGGUUUCAGAACGAGAGAUCGCGCCAGCUGAGGCAGCACCGGCGGGAAUCUCGGCCCUGGCCGGGCAAGCGCGGCCCGCAAGAAGGCAGGCGAAAGCGGACCGCCGUCACCCGGUCCCAGACCGCCCUGCUCCUGCGAGCCUUCCAGCAGGAUCGCUUUCCGGGCAUCGCCACCCGGGAAGAACUGGCCAGAGAGACGGGCCUCCCGGAGUCCCGGAUUCAGAUUUGGUUUCAGAACCGGAGGGCCAGGCACCCAGGCCAGGGUGGCAGGGCACCGGCGCAGGCAGGCGGGCCGUGCAACGCGGCCCCCGGCGGGUGUCCCCCCGCUCCCUCGCCGGUCGCCCUCACCCACACCGGGACGUGGGUAACGGGGCUUCCCGCACCCCACAUGCCCUGCGCGACGAGGACUCUCCCACAGGGGGCUUUCGUGAGCCAGGGAGCAGGGGCCGUCGCCCCUCUCCGGCCCAGCCAGGCUGCGCAGGCAGCAGGGUUCUCCCUUCCCCCGCCGGUAGGCGGGGAUUGGGAUUUUCCUUUCGCUGCCCUGGCUACCCCGGAAGGGGCGCUCUCCCACCCUCAGACUCCCCCGGGGUGGCUCCCGCGCCCCAGCCAGUGCCGGGGGGAUCAGGACCCGCAGCACCACAGCCUGCCGGGCCCUUGCUCGGUGGGACAGCCUGGGCCCGCUCCAGCUGAGCCGCAGGGCCAGGGUGUGCCUGCGCCGCCCACGUCCCAGGGGAGUCCGUGGGGCUGGGGCCAGGGGCCCCAGGUCGCCAGGGGGGCGUGGGAGGCCCAAGUCGGGGCAGCUCCACCUCAGGGGCCCGCGCCCCCGGAGGCCUCCGCGCCGCAGGAGCAGGUGCAAGACAUCCGGGCGUCCUCCCCGCCGCUCCGGGAGCCCGGGCGCUCGUCUGCACUCCCCUCCAGCCUGCUGGAUGAGCUCCUGGAGACCCCGGAGUUUCUGCAGCAGGCGCGGUCUUUCCUAGAAAGCGAGGCCCCGACGGAGCUGCAGGACGUGGGAGAGCCCGCUGUGCUGGAACCGCUGCUCCUCAGCGAGGAGGAAUACCGGGCUCUGCUGGAGGAGCUUUAG